Messenger RNA from Drechmeria coniospora, 1737 nucleotides. RefSeq lists its product as uncharacterized. The record is from RefSeq and is a predicted model, not a curated record. The coding region runs from base 1 to 1737 and encodes 578 amino acids. Gene Ontology annotation, cellular component: Golgi membrane. Gene Ontology annotation, biological process: vesicle-mediated transport; intracellular protein transport. The transcript has 2 exons. Lineage: Eukaryota; Fungi; Ascomycota; Sordariomycetes; Hypocreales; Ophiocordycipitaceae.
AUGGACGUCUCUCAAGCCGUGGCAGGCUACAUCUCCAAGAUUGUCAUGAUGCCUGGCGAUGGCAUGCCAGCCAAAAUGAAGAUCUUGCUGCUGGAUCGUGAGACGGUCUCCAUCGUGUCGACGGCCAUCACCCAGUCGUCGCUGCUAAACCACGAAAUAUACCUCAUCGACCGCCUCGACAACGCUUCUCGCGAGAAGAUGCGACAUCUCCGGUGCCUCUGUCUCGUGCGGCCUUCUGCCGAGAGCAUCCAGCUGCUUGUCGACGAACUCCGUAGUCCCAAGUACGGAGAGUAUUACAUCUAUUUUACAAACGUCGCCAAGAAGUCAUUCCUGGAGCGUCUAGCGGAGGCAGACGACCACGAGAUCGUCAAGUCGGUGCAGGAGCACUUUUGCGACUACACAGUCAUCAACCCAGACUUGUUCUCCCUAGGUGUCCACCUGCCGCAGUGGCGGAUCUGGGCUGGCAGCCCCGACACGUGGAAUCCGGAGACGCUCCAGAGGUGUGCCGAGGGCCUCGUAGGGGUCCUCCUCUCGCUCAAGAAGAAGGCUCUGAUACGCUACGAAAAGAGCAGUCCCCUCUCGCGGAAACUGGCACUGGAAGUUGGCUAUCACAUGACGCAGGAAGAGACUCUAUUCAGCUUUCGAAAAGUCGACACGCCACCUAUUCUGCUCAUUAUGGAUCGUCGUGGCGAUCCGGUGACGCCAAUUCUCACCCAGUGGACGUACCAGGCCAUGGUCCACCACCUGCUUGGCAUCCAGAACGGCAGGGUCGACAUGAGCCAGGUGCCGGACAUCAGGCCGGAGCUGCGAGAAAUCGUCUUGUCCCAGGACCAGGACCCAUUCUUCAAGGCCAACAUGUAUCUCAACUUUGGUGACUUGGGCGGGACCAUCAAAGACUACGUCGAGCAGUAUCAGUCCAAGACGAAGAACAACUCGAGCAUCGAGUCCAUCACGGACAUGAAGCGAUUUAUCGAGGAGUAUCCCGAGUUCCGCAAGCUCUCGGGCAACGUGAGCAAGCACGUGACGCUCAUGUCCGAGCUCAGCCGGCGCGUGGCUGCCGAGAACCUGCUUGAAGUGAGCGAGACGGAGCAAAGCCUUGCUUGCAACGGAGAUCAUAAUUCCGAUCUCAAGAACAUUCAAAACCUGAUACAAAACCCCAACGUGACGGUGGAAGCCAAGAUUGGCCUGGUCUCUCUCUACGCGCUGCGAUACCACAAGCAACCAUCCAACGCGCUUCCGGUGCUCAUGGACCUGCUCGUCACGGUUGGCGGCGUGUCGCCUCGGCAGGCGGAGAUGGUGAACAAGAUAUUGAUAUAUCACUCGUCGCUUCACUCCUCACCGUCGCAGAGCGGCAUCACGGACAUCUUCGAGUCAGCCGGCAUCUUUUCGGGUGCCACCAGCCGGUUCAAGGGCCUGAAGGGGGUUGAGAAUGUGUACACGCAGCACACGGCCCAGCUGGAAGGGGUGCUGCAGAACCUGAUCAAGGGACGGCUCAGGGAACAGCAGUACCCUUACGUUGAAGGAGGCGGGACGACGAGAGACAAGCCGCAGGAUAUCAUCGUCUUCAUGGUCGGCGGCGCGACGUACGAGGAGGCCAAGAUGGUUGCGAGCAUCAACGCAACGACGCCGGGUGUGCGCGUCGUUCUUGGCGGCACCUCCAUCCACAACGCGGCCACGUUCCUCGAGGAGGUGGAGGACGCCGUUUACUCUUGGCCCGACAGACACGAGAGGAGAUAG